Molecule: messenger RNA, 2190 nt
Organism: Striga hermonthica
Lineage: Eukaryota; Viridiplantae; Streptophyta; Magnoliopsida; Lamiales; Orobanchaceae
Source: the annotation of a GenBank genome assembly
AUGGAGCUUCUUUUUCCGGCGGGUUCUCCUCCGCUCUCUGCGAUCAUUGCCGCCAACUUAGGUUGGGUGUCUCUAACCCCCAAACCUUCACUGGAAUCCGGCUCCCCGCCGACCCUUGUUCUGGCGAACGGGGGAAGGUUGUGUGGAGCGAACGUUAUCCUGAGAUAUAUUGGUAGGAUUGCGAGAAAUAGCAAUUUCUAUGGGCAGGAUGCUUAUCAAUCGAGCCAGAUCGAUGAAUGGAUCGAUUAUGCUCCUGUCUUUGGCUCAGGAUCUGAAUUUGAGGGCGCAUGCAGCUUUGUGGAUGAAUAUCUACUUAAAAAUACAUUUUUGGUUGGUAAUAGCCUGUCCAUUGCAGAUGCUGCAAUCUGGGCUAGUCUUGCAGGAGCCGGCCCGAGAUGGGAAAGCCUUCGGAAAUCCAAGAAGUACCAAAACCUAGUCAGGUGGUUCAACUCAAUAUCCAUUGAGCAUGAUCCCGUGUUGACUGAACUUGUCACAACAUAUCUCGGUAAGAAAGGCCCGGCCAGGGCCCCAGCCCCCAAGUUAAGAGACACUCAAGCCUCAAAUUCACAGCUAGCAACAACUGAUAAUGUAGCCCACACAACUGAUACACCCGCCAAUCGAGCCCCGGAGGUGGACCUUCCUCAUGCGGAGGUUGGGAAGGUGAAAUUACGUUUUGCUCCAGAGCCCAGUGGCUACCUUCACAUUGGCCACUCCAAGGCCGCUUUAUUAAACCAAUACUUUGCUGAGCGGUACAAGGGCCAGGUCAUCGUGAGAUUUGACGACACGAACCCGGACAAGGAAAGCAGCGAGUUUGUUGAUAAUCUCCUCAAAGACAUCGAGACUUUGGGGAUUAAAUAUAGUGCAGUGACAUAUACUUCGGAUUACUUCCCGAAGCUCAUGGAUAUGGCCGAAAAGUUAAUUGGAGAGGGUAAGGCCUACGUUGAUGAUACUCCACGCGAGCAAAUGCAGCACGAGAGGAUGGAAGGUAUAGAGUCAAAAUGCAGGAAUCAUAGUGUGGAUGAUAAUUUUAAACUGUGGAGGGAAAUGAUCUCCGGCUCGGCCAGGGGCUUGAUGUGCUGCCUUCGUGGGAAGUUGGACAUGAAGGACCCAAACAAGUCACUAAGGGACCCAGUUUAUUACCGUUGUAAUUUGACUCCUCACCACAGGAUUGGUUCUAAGUAUAAGCUGUACCCAACAUAUGACUUUUGCUGCCCGUUUGUGGAUGCCGUGGAGGGCAUCACUCAUGCGCUGAGGUCGAGCGAGUACCAUGACCGUAAUGAUCAGUAUUAUAGAAUUCAGACGGAUAUGGGAUUCAGGAAGGUUCAUAUAUACGAAUUUAGUCGGCUGAAUAUGGUUUAUACACUUCUCAGCAAGCGGAAACUGCUGUGGUUUGUGCAGAAUGGAAAAGUCGAUGGCUGGGACGAUCCCCGUUUUCCUACUGUUCAAGGAAUAGUGCGGAGAGGGCUGAAGAUUGAGGCACUGAUUCAAUUUAUUUUGGAGCAAGGUGCAUCAAAGAACCUCAAUCUCAUGGAGUGGGAUAAACUAUGGGCCAUUAACAAGAAGAUAAUUGAUCCUGUGUGUCCCAGGCAUACUGCAGUUAAUGAAGAAAAACGUGUAUUGCUUGUUCUAACUGAUGGCCCAAAGGACCCCUUUGUCCGCAUUUUAGCUAAACAUAAGAAGUUUGAAGGUGCUGGUGAAAAACCUGUGACUUACUCGAACAGAUUAUGGAUAGACUACGCCGAUGCUGUAUCGAUCUCGGUGAAUGAGGAAGUCACUUUGAAGGACUGGGGCAAUGCAAUUGUGAAGGAUAUCAAGAAGGACGAAAAUGGAAUUGUCACCCAGUUGGAAGGUGUUUUGAAUCUUGAAGGAAAUGUUAAGAAGACAAAGUUGAAGCUCACUUGGCUGCCAGAUUCAAGUGAGCUUGUCAAGCUGACCCUUGUGCACUUCGAUUAUCUUAUUACAAAAAAGAAGCUUGAGGAGGAUGAGGAUUUUGUUGACGUGGUCAACCCAUGUACAAAGAUUGAGACAUUAGCACUUGGAGAAUCGGACAUGAGGAACUUGAAGCGUGGGGACGUGAUACAGCUGGAGAGAAAAGGGUACUACAGAUGUGAUGUACCUUUUGUACGGUCCUCAAAGCCCAUAGUUUUGUUUGCCAUACCAGACGGCAAGCAGCAAACUGUAGCAAACUGA